Phytophthora sojae is the source of this 1656-nucleotide messenger RNA. RefSeq lists its product as hypothetical. The record is from RefSeq and is a predicted model, not a curated record. Gene Ontology annotation, biological process: tRNA 5'-leader removal. The transcript is spliced from 2 exons. NCBI's taxonomy places the organism in Eukaryota, Oomycota, Peronosporomycetes, Peronosporales, Peronosporaceae. The coding region runs from base 1 to 1656 and encodes 551 amino acids. Gene Ontology annotation, molecular function: ribonuclease P activity.
AUGCCGCUGAGAGACGUGCUGCCGCUGGUGCAGAGCGAGGUGCGCGCGCACACGCUGCGCGUGCCCAUGGCGCGCCACGCCGUGGACUCGUUCUACUUCCACUGCGCGCAGCAGGCGGAGAGCAGGGAGCUCAGCGAGGACCUGCGCCUGCAGGUGCUGCGGUACUUCGACGACGAGCUGUUCACGUGGGACAAGGCGGAGCAGACACAGCGGUUCGUACUGGGCCAGUCACUUAAUGAGGCUGUGUUCGGCUCGGUGAUCAAGCUGCACCUCGCUGCGGGGGACACGGAGGCGGCGUGGAAGCUCAUUAACAAGCUCAGGAAGGCGGUGAGGGCGAGAAGCAAGGCGGGACAGGAACCACCCAAGCUCCACUUCAGGACGGUGAGCCCGCUGCUUGAGCACGAGUGCAGACACGACCAGUUCGCGAGCGCGUACUCGAGGUGGCAGCAGCUCAAGCAGCACGACGUGGAGUGGACCAGCGCCAUGGAGGACGUGCUAGUGCAGAUGGUCAUCGCCUGCGUCAAGAGCGACGAGCAGCAGCUCAACGAGUACACGGAGAUGCCCGAGAGCGAAGCCAGCGAGCCGCACUUCCACGCGCAGAUGGCGUCGCUGCUGCAUGACCUACAGAUCACGUGUCGUGAGGUGUCUCCGUCGAACGCUCAGCGCUUGCUGCAUGCCUUCCGUGAUGCUGGAUACAUCGUCGAGAAUGUGCCGAGCGACGCGCACAUGAGAAGCAAGUGUCCGUGCUGUGGUCAAGCACUGUGCAAGCAGGGGAUGACGGAGCAGGAGCGGGCGUACAUGCUCGCUGCUAUCGAGUCCCGUCGGAGCAAGUUGGCGCCGGAGAACACAGUCAAGGAGUAUUUGGACCCGUUCCGCGAGUGGCUGAUGCUGCGUCACGAGAAUUUCCAGCUUCAAAACGUAGUAGCGGGUUCGAAGGACGGAAGGCCGCUGCACUUCGUGCUGGACGGCCCCAACAUCGCGUACAUUAACCAGAACUUCGAGGCCGGCACUUACCGUCUUGAUCAAGUCGAUGCCAUCGCGAAGGAUCUGCAGGCUCAAGGCCACCUGGUCAGCAUUACCAUGCCUCAGGCUUACCUCGCGGACAAGUUCGUGGUGCGUAUCCGUACGAAGCAGAACAAGUCUAUGCGUCGCCAAGGCAAGUUCGUCUCUCGCGAGCGCACCCCCGAGGAGAAGGCCAUCAUGGAGCGCUGGAAGGAUGAAGACAUGCUCUACAGCUGCCGCACAGACUUCCUAUCGGACGACCUCUUCUGGUUGUAUGCUAGCGUGCUAAUGGGACGCGAAGGCCGCGUGGUGACCAACGAUCAAGGCCGCGACCACGGAUCAAGCACUCCUGCUAUCUCCAUGGACCUCAUCGCGCGCUGGAAGGACAUGACGACCGUGAACAUCGAGAUCAAGCACGAAGAAGUCGCGUUCAAUGCUGCAGCUGCCGGCAACUUAACCACGCCGAUUCCGAUCGAGUCGAUCCGCCUGCGGCAUCCAGAGCCGUUCUCGCGCGUGCCGCAGGUGACGGCACCGCAGCACUUCCACUUCCCCAUCGCGGAGCAGGCGAACAUGAACGAGCAUCCGAACCAGUCGAUGGGUCAGAGGAAGCGCACGCGAUGGCUGUGCGUACACCGCAAGGACGCGGCCAACUAG